This is a messenger RNA of Photinus pyralis (common eastern firefly), 1258 nucleotides long. Its product is annotated as UDP-GlcNAc:betaGal beta-1,3-N-acetylglucosaminyltransferase-like protein 1. The record is from RefSeq and is a predicted model, not a curated record. The transcript has 8 exons. NCBI's taxonomy places the organism in Eukaryota, Metazoa, Arthropoda, Insecta, Coleoptera, Lampyridae. The coding region runs from base 123 to 1169 and encodes 348 amino acids.
UUGGAACAGAUUACACCACUUAACCUCACUUUUUUGUGGUCUGUGCAAUUUGCAAAUAAUUACCAUUUUUACCUUCCGGCAUAGACAAUACUAAGUUGCUACACGAAGAACAUGCGAGGCAAAUGACACCCCAAGUGUCAGUUAUCAUUCCGAUACACAAUGGGGAACCCUGGUUGAAAAGUUGUUUUGAAUCAAUUCUCCACCAAACGGCCAUCGGUGAAAUUAAUAUAGAGGUCUGUGUAUGUGACGAUGCCAGUAGCGAUAGCACGGCCACGUUGCUUGACGAAUGGAGACUUCAUUUUGAAAAGAAAAACGUACCGUUUCUCAUUCAUAAAAAUGCUACACGAUGUCCUAGUGGAGUUGGUUAUGCCAAAAAUAGAGCUGUUUCGAUUAGCAGCGGUGAUUAUUUGUGCUUCCAGGACAUUGAUGACAUCAUGUUACCAAACCGUAUUUGUAGCCAGUACACACGCGCGCUACGAGAACCAUCAAAUACCAUUUUAGGAAGCCAAUUUGUACGAGACCCACCCGAGUCAACGCAACGGUAUACUUCUUGGGCCAAUAAUCUCGAGCACGAUGACUUAAACGUCCAAAUUUACACGUCACACGGACCUACGAUUAUAAUGCCGACGUGGUUUUGCCAUCGCCUAGUCUUUGAUAGAGUUGGGGGUUUUGUCGAAGGAGCCAAAGGAACACCCGAGGACCUAAUCUUCUUCUACAAACAUCUGGAUUUGAGCGGUCGCAUAGUUCGAGUAGACGAGUGCCUGCUAGUCUACCAGUAUCAUCCGAACGCCGCCACAUUUUCAGUUGACGAAGCUACCAUCUGGAAAUUGCGAUUGGAGCGCUUGCAGCGGCAUCUCUGCAAGUGGACCUCGUUUACAAUUUGGAACGCCGGCAAACAGGGGAGGAAGUUUUAUAAUUCCCUUACCGGCGACAAUCGACGAAAGGUGGUGGCGCUCUGCGACGUUAACGCUAAGCUAAUUGGGGGAAGGUAUGUUCCUUAUUGCGCGAAAACGCGAACGACUGGGCGCCCAGUGCCCAUUAUUCAUUUUAAGGACGCCCAACCUCCUCUAGUGGUAUGCGUCAAAAUGGACAUGACCGAUGGGGUUUUUGAAAGCAAUUUAAACUCAUUAAAUUUAGUCGAAGGUGUUGAUUAUGUGAUGUUUGGUUGAUGUUUCCAUGUGAUUCCAUUUUUAGAUCUGAAUAUACCUACCCAUUGUUGUACAUUUUUUUGCCUAUUAAAAUGUUAUUGUUAUUGUUA